CACAAUGUUGCCGGAAGUUGAUUAAAUCGACACCGACUUCGUCAUCACGAAACGAAAGUGUCAUGGAGGAAUUAGACGAAAACGCUCGUGAUAAGGAAAAGUCGUUGGCAAAAAAUAGUAAAACUGAGGACGGUGGAAACAUGAAAACACAGCUUCACAAGCCCUGUUCCCAGGACAAGCAAGACACAUCCCCCGCUGUUACCACCACGGAGUACUGCGAAAAACUACAGGAGUGGAUGUGGCAGUACUACUACAGCUACAUGAACUGGCAGAGCUGGAUAGCUAUGUCUGGGUUUUCCUUCCCACCGUGUUUCCCAACACAAGGAACAAAUGAAACGCCCGGGGCGACGACAUGGGGAGCAGAUGUGUCGAAUGGAGACCUUCGCAAUUGGUUUAGCAGCAGCCCGUUUGGUUUUCCUGCUGCAGCAGCGAGCGGACAGAGUCCUCCUCGAGCUCCGGCUGCGCAGCUGCCACAACAACAACAACAACAACAACAGCAGCAGCAGCCUAAUGGAAACGCUCAACAGCCAGGUAGGGAAUAUUCUAUUCCCUCUCCUCUCCAACGAUUCAUGGCAGAAAUGGUGGAUUUCUUUAUUCUUUUUUUCAUUAAAGCUACAAUUAUCCUCAGUAUUGUCCACUUGAGUGGAAUGAAGGACAUCUCAAAGUUUGCCAUGCACUUCAUUGUAGAGGAGAUUGAUGAGGACACAUCAAUGGAGGAACUGCAGAAGAUGAUGCUUGUGGCUCUAGUGUACAGGAUAUUAGUUUGCUUUUAUGAGAUCAUAUGUAUUUGGGGAGCUGGUGGGGCUACACCAGGGAAGUUCCUCAUUGGCUUACGAGUGGUCACAUGUGACAGCUCCGUCCUGGUUCAGCCAAACCGCGUUCUUGUGGUUCCAGCGACUAACGUCACGCUUUCUGCGUCGACCGUGAGAGCCUUAAACAAGAACUUCUCCAUCGCUUUCUUCUUUCCGGCGUUCAUCACGCUGCUUUUCUUUCAGCACAACAGGACUGUGUAUGACAUUGUGGCCGGCACCAUUGUGGUCAAGAGAAACAGGCUUAGAUGACUGUCACUGAAGUCGAUACCAACCUUAAAUUGUAAUGCAAAAACAAGCUUAUAGACAAAUGAGAGCAAACCAGCUGCAGUGACACAUGCUGAACUGAACUAAAGCUACUGGGCUCUCGAAGAACUGUCACUUUAAGAGCUGAACACCGUAUUUCCAGUAUUUCUCACCCAUCAUCUUUGGACACCUAGUCUUUUAAGCAUGAACUGCUUUCUCAGAAGUAUUUUUUAAUCAUCUGUGGUGACAUCUUUAAAUCUUUUUCUUGUGCCAAAAUAAGAUAAUUUAUAAAUGAGCUGCCUCACAAUACUUGAACUUCCUCUGGUACGUGCAUUUCAUCUCUAUCUCUCUCUGUUUGUUAAUGUAUGUGGAUUAUUAAUCUGAAUAUUUGCUAAGAAUAUUAUUUGACUGAUGGCAUUUAAGCAGGAAUUAACAUUUCUCCAAGUGUCCCAGAGAAAGCCUUCUGUGUUGUCUGUUUAUAGAUUGAACAUUUAUACCAACAACAAUCAUUUGAAUAGACAUGUUUAAACAGGGAUUUACAGCACAUGAAAAAAGGAUUCAUUUUUUGAAAUUGUAUUUACGUAUGCAGAUGCAAAGUAGGCUGCAUUAGGUUCAUUUCCAAAAAGCUGUAAGAGUCAGCAUGUGACAAGAGUCAGAAUGUGGACAAAUUGUCAGCAAAUAUUUAGAAGUCUCUUGAAACACUUUCAAGACAAAAUUUUCAUUUUUUUUUAUAGGUCUGGACAGUAAUAAACUUCUAAAUUAUGCUGAUACAUGUAAAGAAAAUUAAAAGAAUGAGGCUCUACUAAAUAUUUUGAAAUAAAUACUUGUAAAAACCUAACAAUAUGGUACUGAUAUAUUGUGUAUCACAAUUUUUUUAAUGAAAAGACUGCUAAAUUUUUCAGUCUGCUAUUAAAUUACAUUAAUUGAAGAAGGGCAGUAAUCAUUUGGAUUGUAUUGGUCACAGACAGAUAAUGUGUAUAAAAAAGGGGACAGUCUUACAUUGAGGAAAGUGUGGCAUCUGGCACUCCUAGCAGGUUUUCUCAUCACUAGACAUAAGUCACCAGUAGAUGGCGCGAGAGCGCUGAUUUGCAUGUAAACUGCCUGUGGCUCAGUGUUGCCAAUUUGGGGAUUUUGUCACCAAAUUUAGCUACUUUCUCAUUGUAGCUGCGACUUUUUUUGCGACUUUUUUUUUUUUUUUUUUUUUUUUUUUUUUUUUUUUUUUUUUUUUUGCGACAAGGAGCUAUUUUAGCUAUAUUUAAAUAAAUCUAGCGAUUUUUUUAUUUUUUACUUGGCCACACCCUGCUGUAGGCCAGUGACCUCUCACAUUUGCUCUCAGUCAUUGCAAUGAGUCUGCACAAUGAACACACCAGUACGCCAUGCCUGCCAUGACGCACACCACAAUUUCAUUGAUUACACGAGGGCAACAACUACUCAAUGCAUGAACAUCUUGUUUUAACCACGGACACAAAAGUUAUACCACAAUUCAUGCACAGUCAUGUCAACCAGAUACUGAGAGACACAGUGCAUCAUCGUGUCAUGUGUGCUGGGAUGCAGUAUUUUGCACUUACUUUGUAGUAAUAGAGUGUGUUGACUGAAAUAAGUUUGUAUGAAUAAAGUUUGUGUGAAUGUAAUAUCUCUUAUCUGUUGUAUUUGAGCAGGACAGGGGUGCACUUUGGUGACACAUAAAACAAAUUCCCAACAAAUUCCUUCAUUUCCAUCAU
Molecule: messenger RNA, 2776 nt
Organism: Cyprinus carpio (common carp)
Lineage: Eukaryota; Metazoa; Chordata; Actinopteri; Cypriniformes; Cyprinidae
Product: protein FAM8A1-like
Source: RefSeq, a predicted model, not a curated record